UGGGGUUUAAACAGAAAGCCCGUGUUCUCAGGGACCUUGCUUUUUUGUGCUCUGUCUCUGUCUCUCUCUCUGUCCCUGUCUCUAUCUCUGUCUGUCUCUCCUUUAACUUUGUACUCUAUUUGUUUCUCCUCACCAGACCCACUCAAGUCUUGCUUAUCCACAGCAAAACAAAAUGGUGAAGGCAGUACCUCCUUCACUAGUGUUCUCCUCACCUUCUGCUUUAUUUCUCUUGAAAGAGUGCCUUCACUUCCUUCUCCUCCCACUCAUCAGCUUCUUCCUACUACUUAACCAAAACUUUCAUAAAAGUUAUUCUUAUUCCCAUAGUCAAUGAAUAAUUCUCAGCUUAAAAAAAAUCCAUGACUUUCUCUGCAGCAUUUCAUACUAUUUGACAAUUUUCUUUCCUUCUUGAACUACAACCCCCUUCCACCCCAGUUUCUGUAAUACUGCACUGGGAUUCCUUUGUCUAUUCCUCUCUCAGUCUCCUGUACAAUCUUAUUUUGUCUGCCCCUUCCAAACUGCAUGUAUUGUCCAUUCUCCACCCUCCUCCUCGAUUCCUAGUCCAUGAAUGUCUUACCAUCCACCCAGAUACCUGGGCGUGUCACCUUGAGUCUGUCUUCUCACUCACCACUCUAACCCCACAUCUGAUCACUCAUCAUAUUUGAUUCCUUCUGCCUCCCACAUGCCUUGUGUCUCUGUGCAUUUAUAUCCUCUGCCUCUGUGAUUGUCACAGUCCACACAAAAACAGCUUAGCUCCUCAACAGUCUCUCUGCUUCAAGUUGUGUGACCCUCCCACGUGUUCUUCAUCUCACAGCCAGGGUGAUAUUUCCAAAACAGAUGCAAUCAUGUAGAUAGAGCCCAAGCCCUGGCCCAUGGCAGGUGCCAGUGACCUUUAACUGCAUGCAUGAAUGAAUGUUAUAUCCCUGCUUAAAACCCCCAAUAGUCUCCCAUGGCUCUUUGCAUCCAAGCUCUUUGACACAAUUUCAGGUUCUCCUGACUUGGCUGUUGCAUGUUGCUUUCACUGGCCUUGAAUAUGUCAUGCUUAUCCUUCCUCUACCUGGAACACCCUCCCUCCCUUCAGCUGGAACCACUUGGCUGAAUCUCUACAAGUCUCUAUUGCAACUACCACAAUAUGGCACCCUCCCCGCAUCUCCAUCUUCCCUGUCCUGAGAGCAAGGACCUGCUGCCCCCCUCGCUCACAUCUUCAUUCAUUCCAGAAGUCAGCACCACAGAAGUGCCCACAGUUACCCCAACCACCUUCUUAGAAGAUAACCACUCACAUGAGUUCCAGACCUAGCUCCUUCAGGUAAAGGAUCCUGAGAACUGAAGGCAAACAGAGCUCCAGAAGUCCAAGACAGAGCCACAGACCACGAGGAUCCCUGGCCCAGGCCUUGGACUUCAUUCCAUUUUCUGAUGAGUAAUAACUCAACGUUGAAAAUGUCCUUUGUGGGGGAGAACUCAGGAGUGAAAAUGGGCUCUGAAGACUGGGAAAAAGAUGAACCCCAGUGCUACUCAGAAAAAGAUGAACCCCAGUGCUACUCAGACAAAGAUGAACCCCAGUGCUACUCAGAAGACCCGGCUGGAAGUCCCCUGGAGCCAGGCCCAAGCUUCCCCUCCAUGAAUUUUGCUCACACAAGUCCAAAGGUGAAGAACUUAAACCCGAAGAAAUUCAGCAUUCACGACCGGGAUCACAAAGUACUGGUCGUGGACUCUGGGAAUCUCAUAGCAGUUCCAGAUAAAAACUACAUACGCCCAGAGAUCUUCUUUUUGUUAGCCUCAUCCUUGAGCUCAGCCUCUGCGGAGAAAGGAAGUCCGAUUCUCUUGGGGGUCUCUAAAGGGGAGUUUUGUCUCUCCUGUGACAAGGAUAAAGGACAAAGUCAUCCAUCCCUUCAGUUGAAGAAGAAGAAACUGAUGAAGCUGGCUGCCCUAAAGGAAUCAGCACGCCGGCCCUUCAUCUUUUAUAGGGCUCAGGUGGGCUCCCGGAACACGCUGGAGUCGGCAGCUCACCCCGGAUGGUUCAUCUGCACCUCCUGCAAUUGUAAUGAACCUGUUGCAGUGACAGACAAAUUUGAGAACAGGAAACACAUUGAAUUUUCAUUUCAACCAGUUUGCAAAGCUGAAAUGAGCCCCAGUGAGGUCAGCGAUUAGGAAACUGCCCCAUCAAAUGCCUUCCUUGCUAAUCCGAACUAGUUACAUAAAACACAAAAUCUGCUCACUAACAUUUAUGUCAGUGGGUGUCAUUUCUUAUUCAUACUUUAAGGAUUUUUGUUUUUAGAAUACAGCAAGAAGCUUGUUUAAUUACAAAGUUCUGGGUUGGAAAGAGACCAGCUUCUGUUUGUGUACUGCUAUCCUGAACCAUCAGACAUCCACGUGUGUGUCAUAUGCUAUGAUGUGGCCAGUCUGAGUGCGAUACUUGCAGCAGGAAGGAGCAGCUGGGUGCAUGCUGUGCUCUAGAAUUAGUCCUUCCACUGGGGUUUGGUAAGUUCUGAGGGCAUUGAUCCUGGGGCAGAAGUGGCUGAGUCUGUGUCUAGGGUACAGUGUGUAAGAAAGAAAUGUAACAGCAAGUCACGAUCCAGCCAAGUGAUAACGGAAAAGGGGUAGUUGGGUCCCAGAUAAAGAGCAGGGUGACCUGACCUGUGGAAAAGACACAGAGACAAGGAAUCUGGCUCAGAUGAUAGCCAGGAGACCAGGUGAGCAGCCAGUUAGUGUCUGGGAGGCCUGUCAACAGGGCAUGGUCCUAUCACUAAGCAGGGCUCAGAUCCUCAUAAUGGGGGAGAGGAAGGCUGGUCGUACAGAAAUCAGGGCCUGGAAGCAGAAUGAGGGGGUGGAUAUAGGGGAUGGAGGCCUGGAAAUUAGUUUAUUACUUUUAGCUCUUCAGUUACAAGCAAUAAUAAUCACUUCUAGCUUAUUUAAACAAAAAGUAUACUAUGAAAGGAGCUUUCUAGAAGGAUAUUGGGUAUAUUCAUUUCUUAGUGCUGCUGUAACAAAUUACCACCAACUUUGUGGUUUAAACAAUACAAUGUAUUAUCUUACAAUUAUGGAGGUCAGUCUGGAAUGUGUCUCACUGGGCCAAAAUAAAAGAACUAGCAGGAUUGCAAUGCUUCGGGGGGCUCUAGGGGACAGUCAAUUUCCUUGCCUCUUCCAGCUUCCAGAGGCCACCUGCGUUCCUUAGCUAGUGGCCCACUCCCAUCUUCACUGCUUGGGUUUUUCUCACACUGCUUUACUCUGACCCUCCUGACUUCUUCUUUCACAUAUAAUAACGCUUGCAGUUUACACCAGGCCCACCUCAAUAUGCAGGAUACUCUCACAUCUCAAAGAAGCUUAACUUUAAUCACAGAUGCAAAGUCCCUUUGCUGUGUAAGGUAACAUAUUCACAGGAUGUGGGGAUUAGAAUGUCCACAUUUUUGGGGUGCCAUUAUUCUGCCUAUCAUGUGAAGUAACUUUCAAAAUGGAAAGACAUGCUGAAGAACAAGUCAGGGAUUUCUGGCAGGCCAAAAAUGACAGAAGCCAGAAAACGUUGGUCCCCUCACUCAGAUGGGUAAGAGCCAAUCAUGUUUUUUGUCAGUUAGCAAAAGAUUGAGAUUCCAGACGAAUCAUGUGACUGCCCUAGUCAUGUAUGAACUCCUUGGUCAGUGAAGGGCAGCACACCUUGAUCAACACUCCCUACAAGACUGUAUCCAAUGAGGCCAGUGAUGUUCCUCAAAGCAGAGCUGGAGAGCUAAUCCCAGGGGAGAGGCGUGUUGGUGGUGGGCAGGCAGACAAAGCUUAGCCAUAAAGGAGGAGUAGGGACAGCACCCCAGGCACGGAGGCUCAAGUGAGAUGACACCCAUGGGAAGCUCUGACAAGGUCAGCGGCUUCUGUUUCUGAAUCUAAUGAUGAUGGUGAUCAACACCAGCCCAGUGACAAAAAAGUACAUAGUAUAUUUAGUAGAUAUUCCCAACACAGAGAAAUGGUAAAUAUUCAAGGCGAUGAAUACUCCAAACAUUCUACCUUGAUCAUUACACAUUCAGUGCAUGUAAUGAAUACUUGCAUGUAUGCCAUAAAUAGGUGAAAUAUUACAUAUGUAUAUAAAAGAAAAACAUGUGGCCAGGUGACACCGAUACUUUGGAGAGGAAGGCAUGUCUUCUUCAUAAUAUACAAAACUAUUUUCACGACAAAGACACAGCUAUUCAAAUUAGUCUCUGAGCCAGGGCUGUCUCAUGGCAGUGAGGACUCUGGUUCCCUUGCAGACUAGCAGAAAGAAGAUGGGGCUUACUGACCAUGACCUUGAGGAGGCUGAACAUGCAGGACAAAUGGAGACACAGACAGCCUGGGCUUGGUCCUGCUCCAUCCCCUUCCAACCUGGUGACAUAUAGCGAGUCACUCUGGCAUGGGUCACUCAUGCUUCCUGUGAGGUUCCACCAAGGUAGCGAAUGCAUCAACACCUUAGUGAAGCACAAGGCCCUCUGUACUGUUGACUUCACGAAAGGCAUGGUUGUGGUGAUCACAUAUGUGUGUGCUAUGCCAUUGAAUGCUGGAAACUUUUCUCACCCCAGCACUACCGACUCCCCUUUACCCAGUCUUAUUGUUCUCACUGUAACACCCUAUAUAGUUUGCUUCUUACAUUUAUUGUUUGUGUCUCCCACUAGCAUGUAAG
Chlorocebus sabaeus (green monkey) is the source of this 4633-nucleotide messenger RNA. The record is from RefSeq and is a predicted model, not a curated record. Lineage: Eukaryota; Metazoa; Chordata; Mammalia; Primates; Cercopithecidae.